This is a messenger RNA of Pseudomassariella vexata, 3114 nucleotides long. Its product is annotated as exocyst complex component Sec5-domain-containing protein. The record is from RefSeq and is a predicted model, not a curated record. Bases 1 to 3114 code for a protein of 1037 amino acids. NCBI's taxonomy places the organism in Eukaryota, Fungi, Ascomycota, Sordariomycetes, Amphisphaeriales, Pseudomassariaceae. The transcript has 2 exons. Gene Ontology annotation, cellular component: exocyst. Gene Ontology annotation, biological process: exocytosis; Golgi to plasma membrane transport.
AUGGCUGCCGCCGAUUUGAACCGAAAUGUCCUCGAGUUCUAUGGACUGUCCACCGCAUACCCGACCGAGUGGCCUACCGACAAGGACAACAGUGAUGCAUCUGAUAGCGAGGAAGAGCAGAAGAAACAGCGCAAGAUCCAGCGCAGGAAGUCGCGAUACCAAGCUCUCGAGCGCGCCGUCAGCAAUAGGGCGAGUGUCGUCCCCGGAUCCGAGAAAUCGACCAACGGAGUGGGCAAUCUAGUUCAGAAGGAUGAGCCGGAUCCUCUAGGAAGUACGGACAGUGUUGUGAGGACGUUGAAGCAACUAGGCGUUCCGGUACAAGAAGACCCGCGAUUGCGCACCAAGUUCCUCCUCUCCUCGACCAACUUCUCGCCAGCCCUGUUCUUGUCCCAGUUGCACUCGACCGACGACACCCGAUCUCUCGAGAUUGGGCUUGACAAUCUAUCGCAAUCCAUUGAUCAGAAGUCAGCAUCUCUGAAAGUACUGGUCGAGUCCAACUUCGAGCGCUUCGUACGCGCGAAGGCCACCAUUGAUAAUGUCUACAAGGAGAUGAAGUACAGGGGCGCGGAGCCUCCGGCGCCAACUCGAGCUCGAGCACACUCCAGGCAUGCCAGCAGAAGCAGUUUCAGAAACAGCAGCGGCGGCGCUGCUCUUGGGGCAAAUGCGUUGGCUUCUCCAAGCCCCUUAUCUCCAGGGGCUGAUAGCAGGAAGAAGAACGCACUGGUCAAGGAGAGCGACUAUGGCGUCAUGGGCAUUAAGACGCCGUUGCUUGAUGUCUCGGCAAAGGCAGAGGAUGUCUGGGGGCCGGCACUUGGUGGACGAGAAAAGGAAGAGAACCUGAAGACGGUGCAGACUUCGUUGGAAAGGUAUAAGGAUUACAUUGAGGCCAGCGCCAAUAUAGCCGACAGCAUCAAACGCAAGGACUACGAAACGCUGGUGGAAGAAUAUGCUCGCGCCCGGAAGUUCGCAGAUGAGGCAAGGAAGCUGCUGCAGGAUCUAGGCUCAACUUCGCCGAGUGAGACACAAACGUACCAAGUUCUUUUGGCAGCUAGGAUGUGGUACGAUAUUGACGAGCAACUUCAUGCCUUCAAGCGUGACGUAUGGAAGAAGCUGACAUCGCUGCACAACGUCAAAUCGGAGACUGUAGCAGGGCGGCCGCAGGAGCAGCAUAUGGAGCUUAUCGGCUUGCUACUGGAACUGGGAGUCGAGGACAACCCCAUCUGGGUGUGGCUUCUUAGUAGAUACGACUACUUGAAGGGCAAAAUAACCUCGACUGCAGAUCGUGCCAAAGUUGAGAUCGAAGUACUGCGUAGGCGGCUCGCCCACGCGGAGAAGCCACCUGCUCAGGCCGUGGCUUCACACCUCCGAGCACUUGGCCGCCAAUCAGUCGAAAGCAAGCCCACCGGCAUCGACUCCGCGGAUAUCAUCGAGCUUUGGGAGAAGAUGAUGGCGUUCAUGAGUACGCUGCUGGGAGCUCAGGGAGUACUUGGCGAGGUCGUAGAGUUCUGGCAGACUGUUGAAAGCUUCAUCGAUGGCAAGGCCCAAAUAUCUUUGCCCGUGGGCUACAACGGGGAGUCCCGUGACCAUCAUCGACUGUCUCAACAGGGCACCGUCGACUUGAGGAAAGGCACAUCUGAGCUCGUCGACAUGAUUCGACAGCAUCUGUUGGAGUUCUUCGUCGGCGCUCCUCCUGAGGACAUCUCACUGCUCUUCUCACCUGUACCACCAUCCCCCGGCACGCCCAUGUCAGCAUCCCUGACACCGUCGGCACUGAGAGACCCUCGAUUUAAUUUCGACGAGAACCACAUGCCUCCACCUUCGCCAAAACGCGGGGAGGCUUAUGAGAAGUUCGCUUUCUGGCCACCAAACUCCAACUCUGUCAGCGGUGUUCAUUAUCUUUCCAAGAUGUUGGCACUGGUGGGCUCUGGUGCGUCAGAGAUGGCCAGCAUAGCAGCGGUCGGCCAAAAUGAUGGCAAGUUAUUGGAGCUAUUACGGACAUUGGUUGGCGCGGCAAGGGAGAGAUGUGUCACGGCUAUAUGUGCUGCGUGGAACAAGGAUGCCGAGAACAUUAAGUAUGUGGAAGAUUGGCAGAGAUCCAGGGAGAUGGGCGAUGUGACACGGAUGCCUGAGAGUUUUGCCGCCUUUGAGGGUGCCCUGCUCAGUGGCAUGCAGAAGAUUCUGUACAUUUCGGAAGCCAUGGCUAAACCUGGCGCUGCUGAAAUCGUCCUACCUCCACCAACCAAACUUCUGCAGAUGGUACGCAGUCAAUAUGUUACCACCCUUUACAAGGCCUUGAGCGGAAUGGUCGAGAAUGCCGAGAGGGCGGUCAAGAAGGCAGAUGAUGAGUGGACAACCGAAUUGGACGCCCUCGUCAAGUCAGGCGACGAUCGAGCAUCCCUCAGCGUCGGUGUCAAUACUAUCAACGCAGGCGAUCGCAACGUCCGCAUGCUUCUGACUCUUAGCAAUCUGCAAGCUCUCCGCUCGCAGGUGGUCCCUAACCUGAACGGGCAGUUCGAGAACGCUUUCUCAGUGAAGCUGACGGACGAGUCCAAGACGAUUCGUGACGUCCUUGGCCAGAUCGACGCCCGCCUUUUUCAGUCAUACACUCGUCCCUCUAUUGACGCCCUGCGCAAGAUCAUUCGCGCCGGCCUCUCUGACCCCAACUGGGCGCCCGCGAAGCCCACUGAGGUAAAACCCUACGUCUACGAAGCCCUCCUCUCACUUGUGCUCGUCCACACUCAAGUAUCCACUACCGCACCAUCACUCACUUCGCAAGUCCUCUCCUACCUCCUCGAGCAGACGUCCCGCGAGCUGCUCGAGGCCUUCAAGCAGCGCCCCAAGUAUGACCUCGGCGCACUGAUGCAAGCGACGCUUGACGUCGAGUUUGUGGCCCAAUCCCUCUCGCAGUACACAACGGAGCGGGCCUCGCAGUUGCAGAGCGAGAUCUACACCAUGUUGGACAACCGGACCGACGACGCCGCCAGAGCAAGGCUCCAGGGCGAACUCCCCGGCAUGCGCGACGUACUUAAGAAGCUACGCGAGCUGAGUAAGAACGAGUUCGCGUGCUUUAAGAAGCCGCGCAAGAGCCAACUAGAGCGCAAGCAGACCGGUUAG